AUGUUACUCGUUACUAUUAAGUAUAAGGGCGUUCCUCAGAAUACUGUGUGUGUGCUGCCCGAGAAAACUGCGAAGAAAAUACCAACCGCAACUACGCUUCAAGCAAUCUCAGUACCCCGUAACAACAAUGAUGUACUCAUCCGUAUCACAGCACGAGAUGUGCCGUUUGUGACAGCAAACAAGGGCGGGAACCUGCAGACCACGUGCCAGAUGUUCCUGCCGGGAUCGUCGUACCGCGCGUAA
Molecule: messenger RNA, 243 nt
Organism: Pieris macdunnoughi
Lineage: Eukaryota; Metazoa; Arthropoda; Insecta; Lepidoptera; Pieridae
Source: the annotation of a GenBank genome assembly